Molecule: messenger RNA, 375 nt
Organism: Rhodotorula toruloides NP11
Lineage: Eukaryota; Fungi; Basidiomycota; Microbotryomycetes; Sporidiobolales; Sporidiobolaceae
Product: nuclear transport factor 2
Exons: 7
Coding region: 1-375 (124 amino acids)
Biological process (GO): protein import into nucleus
Cellular component (GO): nuclear pore central transport channel
Source: RefSeq, a predicted model, not a curated record
AUGGCGGACAUCAAUGCGAUCGCAAAGCAGUUCACCGACUACUACUACCAGGUCUUCUCCGCCGACCGGAAGAACCUUGCGCCUCUCUACCGCGACCACUCGAUGCUCACGUUCGAGGCUCAGCAAUUCCAGGGCACCAACGCGAUCAUCGAGAAGCUCGCUAGUCUUCCCUUCACCUCGAUUCAGCACCGCGUCACGACCAUGGACGCGCAGCCUGCGGCAACUGACAAGGCGUCGAUGAUCGUCCUCGUCACUGGCCAGCUCAUCACCGGCGACGAGACCAACGCCCUCAACUUCUCGCAAGCCUUCCACCUCAUGCCCGAGAACGGCUCGUACUACGUAUUCAACGACCUGUUCCGUCUUAACUAUGGCUGA